UAAAAACCCAUUUUUUUCAAUUUAAACCACCAUUAUUCUGACGUUACCCAGAGAAAAUCCAUUUCACGAUCAACACAACAAUGUCAUCCUACGGCAACAGAGCAACUUAUUCUCCUUCAGCACCACCUCUCUCCGACCCAAACGAGCCCCCAGUAGCCCAUCCCUAUCAUCCUCCUCCUUCUUCUUCUUCGGGAAAUUACUCAAAUUACCCAAAUUACCCUCAGUCUCAGCAGCCACAGCCACAGCCACAGAGUAGUGGUUAUGGAUAUGGGCCUACUUCUUCUUCUUCUUAUGGGUAUAAUUACCAGCAGCCUACUCCAAAUUAUGCUGCUUUUUUUCCACCAGGGACUGACCCACAAGUUAUUCAGAGCUUCCAGAUGGUGGACAGGGACCAAAGUGGGUUUGUUGAAGAGAAGGAGUUACAAGAGGCUCUUUCUUCGGGUUACCAAAGGUUUAGGCUUAGGACUAUUCGUUUGCUCAUCUUUCUCUUCAAAAAUCCCUCUGACCAGUUCCCACGCAUUGGACCAAAGGAAUUUGCUGCACUAUGGAGUUGUCUUGGUCAAUGGAGGGCAAUAUUUGAGAGAUUUGAUAGAGAUCGAAGUGGGAAGAUUGAUGCGACAGAACUAAGGGAUGCUCUCUACAGUCUUGGAUACAUGGUGCCACCUUCUGUUCUUGAAGUUUUGAUCUCCAGAUAUACUGACGGAUGCAGUCGGAGGCCUGAACUAUGUUUUGAUAGCUUUGUCGAAUGUGGGAUGAUUGUGAAGGGCUUGACUGAAAAGUUCAAGGAGAAAGACACACGUUAUACCGGCUCGGCAAAACUGACCUAUGAUGAGUUCAUGUCCAUGAUCCUACCUUUUAUUGUGUCAUACUAGGAUGUUAGAGAUUCAGUUUUUAUUUUAUUUUAUUUAUUAUUUGACACGUUUUCCGGUUUUGGAGGGAAUGUCUAAAGUUGGCAUUGUAUAUGUACAAUCGUCUGUACAAGUUUUUUCAUGUCUAUUCUUCCUCAAUUACAUUUUGAUCAUCUCUUUAUUCUU
Nicotiana tabacum (common tobacco) is the source of this 1034-nucleotide messenger RNA. RefSeq names its product putative calcium-binding protein CML48. The record is from RefSeq and is a predicted model, not a curated record. Gene Ontology annotation, molecular function: calcium ion binding. Lineage: Eukaryota; Viridiplantae; Streptophyta; Magnoliopsida; Solanales; Solanaceae.